Mycotypha africana is the source of this 1203-nucleotide messenger RNA. RefSeq names its product putative aminomethyl transferase. The coding region runs from base 1 to 1203 and encodes 400 amino acids. The record is from RefSeq and is a predicted model, not a curated record. Gene Ontology annotation, biological process: glycine catabolic process. The transcript is spliced from 5 exons. Gene Ontology annotation, cellular component: mitochondrion. Lineage: Eukaryota; Fungi; Mucoromycota; Mucoromycetes; Mucorales; Mycotyphaceae. Gene Ontology annotation, molecular function: protein binding; aminomethyltransferase activity.
AUGCUCAUUCCUCGCCUUCGCUCAUCUUUGACCGCCAUCGCUCAACAACCUGCCGCGAAACGUCUCUAUGCUUCCGCUGCCGGUAACGAGGCUUUGAAGAAGACUGCUUUGUACGAUUUCCAUGUUCAAAACGGUGGUAAAAUGGUCCCAUUUGCAGGAUACUACAUGCCUGUCCAAUACUCUAACAUGGGCAUGUUGGCGUCACACCACCACACACGUCAAAAGGCUUCUAUUUUCGAUGUCUCCCAUAUGCUUCAAACACGCCUUACCGGCAACGAUCGUAAGAAGUUCUUUGAGACAUUAGUGGUUGCCGACCUUCACAACUUGCCUAUCGGUCAAGGUACUUUGUCCUUAUUCACCAACGAACAAGGUGGUAUUAUUGAUGAUACCAUUAUCAUGCAACAAGAAAACAGCUUAUAUGUUGUCUCCAACGCUGCAUGCGCCGAUAAGGAUUUGGCCCACAUUAGAAAGCACCUCACUGAAUUCCAAAAUAAGGGUGGUGAUGUUGAUCUUAAUAUCAUUACCGACCAUUCCUUGGUAGCCAUUCAAGGACCAAGUGCUGCUGCUGCCUUGGAAGGCUUAGUAGGCCAAAGCUUGAGUGAUUUCGGAUUCAUGCACGGUAAGAAUUUGGAUAUUGCAGGUAUACCUUGUCAUGUUGCCCGUUCUGGUUAUACCGGUGAAGAUGGUUUCGAGCUUUCCAUCCCUACAGAAGAAGUUGUUAGCAUUACAGAGAAAUUGUUGGCACAUCCUGAUGCUGAAUUAGCUGGUCUCGGUGCCCGUGACUCUCUCCGUCUUGAAGCCGGUCUCUGUUUGUAUGGCAAUGAUAUUGAUGACACUACCACACCUAUUGAAGCAGGUUUGACAUGGACUAUUCCUAAAUCCCGUCGUGAAACCGGUGGCUUUUUGGGUGCUGAAUAUAUCUUGCCUCAAAUUAAGGGUGGUGUUAGCCGCCGUCGUAUCGGUCUCAUCGUCAGUGGUGCCCCUGCUCGUGAUGGCGCCAAGAUCUUGAACCAAGAGGGAGAAGUCAUUGGUGCAGUCACUUCUGGUUGCCCUUCUCCUGUUCUCAAGAAAAAUAUCGCUAUGGCUUAUGUCAAGAACGGUUUCCACAAGAAGGGUACCGAAUUGACCGUUGAAGUUAGAAAUAAGGCUCAAAAGGCUGUUGUUACCAAAAUGCCCUUCGUCGAAACUAACUACCACAAAUAG